GUAUUCGAGAUUCCGCUGUUCGGCCGAUAGAGAAACAGCGUUGCAAAUUGUUUGUCAAUAUUUUGGAGUUUCAUAAUAUUUUAACGAAUUUGUAAUAGUUAUGAUACGUUCACCUUUAUAUUUUUAUAAUGAUAUAUCCGAAGUGAAGAAAUAUUUUGAUCUUUGAUCCUUUAAAGUGAUUGCUGUCCCAAUUUUUCCUAUCGAGGGUAUGGAAUAUUUCAAUGUGUGCACGCACACACACAUACAUACACACAUACGCAUAGAAUAAUAGUAUCUAAUAUAUGUAUAUGAUACAUCGACAAUACUGUCAACGAGUGCGUUGUGCAUGUGCAGCGAUGCUACUAGUAUAUGCAACGCUGAAAUCCCAUCUGUUUGAUUAAGAAGGAAAAUGUUGAAAAUAUUUCUUAACAUUGAAAAGAAUUGACUAUAUUUAAGAUAGAUCUUAUCCAAUUGCAUGGAACUUCAAUUAUAUUUAUAAAUGGUGAAAAAAUGCAAUCCUUUUUUAAAAGUGAAACCUUGAUGUAAAAAGGAAGAGAAAAACAAUACACAAAAGGAUAGGUAAUUUUAAAUGUAAAGAAGAAUCUUUUAUCUUGUCACUCCAUUUUGGUAAGUCGACAAGUCAAGAUAAAUAUUCAUUUUGCAAAUUUGCUGAUAUUAUAAAAAUCUUAUUUAUUUUAUAUCUCUUCAAUAUGUAUAUGAACAUAUAUGCCAAACAUGUAUGUUAUCAAAACAAUGAUGUAUCCAAGAUAUGUAGGUGGUCGAUUUAACACGGAUGCAUACAUUAGACAAUUGUGUAUCCUAUUUAGUUGAUGCACAAAAUAUUGUCUUAGAGACAUUUGUUAUUUUUAUUGCAUAUCUUUAUUCUUGCUCUUUUUGAGCAUCCUUAUUGUCAUAGAAUAUUCAGUGUUCACAAAAUCACUUUUAAUGAGGCUGAAAUCACGAACAAGAAGGCAAACUCUCUUUUGAGAAAGUACAGUGUUUUACGACUGACUUUGAUGAACAAUGAACCAUUCCGGAAGCGGAAAACGUCAGGCGAAGGUUCUGGAAGAAAAUUAUUGGGACUGCAGUGUCUGCACAUAUAGAAAUACAGCGGAAGCAUUUAAGUGCCUCAUGUGUGACGUCCGCAAAGGAACUUCCACGCGGAAACCCCGCAUUAAUCCUCAAUUAGUGGCACAACAGGUUGCACAACAGCAAUAUGUGCCACUUUUAAAGCCUGGCAAAAAAGAAGGAAGUAGUGGUAGUAGUACAACUAGCAGUGGAAAAGAAAAAGACCGCAAACUGGACAAACCAAGGCGCAAGAGUAGGCAUCCACCUCGUCUUAAAAAUAUAGAUCGUAGUACGGCUCAAACCAAUGAAGUAACGGUAAAUAAUGUUACCGUUGUUAUUACUGAAUAUAAACCAAAAGUUAAAAAAAGUUCGGAUCAGUCUGGUAUUUCCAGCAGUGCUUCUUCUGAAAAUGGAAGUCAGCAUGAUUCCAACCAAGACUCUAGAAGUCUGGAUAUAGGAACUGAUGCCUAGGUCAAUACUAUGUCACAUAUAUGUGUGGAUUAUUCUAAUUAAUAUAUUAUAUGUCAGUUUCCAUGUACAGUUGUACACCUUGUGGGCAAAAGCGACAAUUUUGUCUAUCUGUUACAGCUACACAAUAAGUCAGGCAUUUUAUGCUAUCAAUGGAAUCUUUAUUUUAUACUAUUUUCUUAAUAAUCUGUACUAUUAAAGACAAGUUAUUUAUAAUAUAAGAAAUUGUACUUA
Molecule: messenger RNA, 1749 nt
Organism: Vespa mandarinia (Asian giant hornet)
Lineage: Eukaryota; Metazoa; Arthropoda; Insecta; Hymenoptera; Vespidae
Gene: RYBP
Product: ring and YY1 binding protein
Biological process (GO): positive regulation of DNA-templated transcription
Cellular component (GO): nucleus
Molecular function (GO): transcription coregulator activity; DNA binding
Source: RefSeq, a predicted model, not a curated record